UUCACUCUAACACAAAGGGAAGUGCUGCCAGAGAGCACUGAGAACACCUGACGGCGCAGUCAACAUCGGUCGGAGCAUUUUUCUAAGAAUGGUGGCGUACACAACCACACCGUGCGACGUGGAGGUUGGCACCGAGGAGAGGACGGUGGUGCUGGUUGAACAGAAGUCAUCCUCGGCGCGGAUAUGUAAGAUGUGGGUGGCCCUCCUUGUUGUGGCUCUUUGUCUUGGGGUCAUCGUGGUUUGCGUUUGGUACUGGAGCAUACGACCUGCAGCCACAGUGCAGUCGAAUCAAACAGAAAAACAAACCGAGGUUGCUGCUUCUGCUGCUGCUCCUAAAACAACAGAUCCUCAUGACACACUGAGGCGAAUCAGCAGUAACGCCAAAGUAGCCAUUCAUUUAGAAGGUAUUUACGACGAAAGUGUCAAACACCAGUUAGAGUGGAGGAAUGGUCAAGGCCAAGCGUUCGCUCAGGGCGGCUUCCAAGUGGUUGACAACCAGAUCAUCAUCCCACAGAGUGGCAUCUACUUCGUCUACAGCCAGGCGUCGUUCAGGGUCACCUGCAGCGACGAGGAGGAGGAAAACGUAGGGAAGCGCCACACGCCUCUCAGCCACAGGAUCUGGCGCUACUCGGACUCUGUAGGCAGUAAAACAUCUCUAAUGAGUGCGGUGAGGUCGGCCUGCCAGUCCUCGCCUCAGGAGGACGGCGUCGGAGUCGGGCAGGGAUGGUACAACGCCAUUUACCUGGGCGCAGUGUUUCAGCUGAACAAGGGGGACAAACUGUGGACGGAAACCAACCAGCUGGCAGAGCUGGAGACAGAAGAGGGCAAGACUUUCUUUGGUGUGUUUGCACUUUGAUGGUUUAUGUUUAGUCUGACUUUUUAUUAUUUCUCAUCUUCACGAUGAUGUGGAUUUAAAAUCUCAAUGGAGAUAAAAUACGAUAAACUGUAACAGUUUGCAGCAUUAUUAUCAAUUUAGGCACUUUUUUUGUAUAUUAUUUAUGUUGACCUGAGAUUGUAAGCCAAACUUUCUCCACUGAUGUUGAUGUUCUUCGCUGGAGUGUCUAGGCUCAUGGAUCUUUGAGUUACUCUUUAUGUACAGCCCUAUCAUCAUGUAUGCACCCUAUAUAUUUAUUUGUAUUUAUUAGAAUCUGUGGGAUUAGGUGUUAAAGAUCAUAUUUAUAUGCCAUCUUGAUUUUUUUUCAUUAAAAAAGGUUUCAAACCACA
Molecule: messenger RNA, 1224 nt
Organism: Thalassophryne amazonica
Lineage: Eukaryota; Metazoa; Chordata; Actinopteri; Batrachoidiformes; Batrachoididae
Gene: tnfb
Product: tumor necrosis factor b (TNF superfamily, member 2)
Exons: 4
Coding region: 89-856 (255 amino acids)
Biological process (GO): immune response
Cellular component (GO): membrane
Molecular function (GO): tumor necrosis factor receptor binding
Source: RefSeq, a predicted model, not a curated record